AUGCAAUCUAUGAUCGCUCCCAAGCCCUGGCUACUAUACGCCUACCCAUGGCAGCCCUUCCCUCGGCGACUUAUCAUCUAUCUCCGUGAAAGGUCUAUACCAGCCUCGCUCGUGACCAUCGUGCCUGUCUCCGACGUUCAAAAUGGCGACCAAGCACCGCCAGAGUUCCCCGCUAGGCCUGCUGGAAGUCUCCCAAUUCUUAUGAUUCCCCAGGGGAGCGACAUAUCUCCAAAAUCUCCAGUCUUCGUGAAGCAAUCGAUUGCUAUUAUGGAAUUUAUUGACGAGCUAUGUCUUGCCGGUCGAUACGGAUUUCCCAAACUACCCAACCCGCCAACCCUGCGCACCAACCUGUCCCUGAACAUACCGCCUGGAGACGAAAAAGUAAAUGCGAUGCUUCUGAGAGCCAAACACAAUGAGCUCCUGACGCUAGCAGCGGGUCUCACCGACGGCUGGAACCCUGUCCGCCUCUUCGGCUCCGGCGCUGGCACCCAGCGUAUCCCAGCCGCCGCAAAUGAGACGCUUCAAUGGGUCCGACGCAACCUGAUGAACAUUGAGAACUGGAUGGAAGAAAACGAGUAUGACCCGACCGAUCUACGCUGGGACAGCGGCAGCAAGAGGCCUGCUACCAUUGCGGAGAUCACGCUAUUCCAGUUCUUCGAAUUCACGCGGGACUGCUACGGGGUUGACAUGACCGAGUUUGCCGGCGGGCAGUCGAAGGAUGUUUACGGGCGUGAUGCGAAGCAGGAGUCUCCGAAUUUGAAGCUUUUCUUCAAGUCUUUCCUUAGUCGUCCUGGUUCCGCGAGGGAAGCGGACAAGGGUGAAGUGCCACCUGAGAAAUUGGUGAAGGCGAUGACAGACUGGUCUGAGGGUGUGUUCUAA
Molecule: messenger RNA, 879 nt
Organism: Penicillium chermesinum
Lineage: Eukaryota; Fungi; Ascomycota; Eurotiomycetes; Eurotiales; Aspergillaceae
Exons: 1
Coding region: 1-879 (292 amino acids)
Source: RefSeq, a predicted model, not a curated record